This is a messenger RNA of Gracilinanus agilis (Agile Gracile Mouse Opossum), 597 nucleotides long. RefSeq names its product armadillo repeat containing 12 (gene ARMC12). The transcript is spliced from 4 exons. Gene Ontology annotation, cellular component: nucleus. The coding region runs from base 1 to 597 and encodes 198 amino acids. The record is from RefSeq and is a predicted model, not a curated record. NCBI's taxonomy places the organism in Eukaryota, Metazoa, Chordata, Mammalia, Didelphimorphia, Didelphidae.
AUGGAUUUCAUGGACUUGAGUCUCCGGAAGGGUGUGGUGGGCCUGGCCACAGGUAUGGGUGCCAUCUACCUGCUCUACAAGGCCAUCAAGGCUGGCGUUAACUGUCACUCAACUCUCUCAUCAUCCUCACCCGUCUGCAUUGCCCGCCUGGCCAUUGAGCGUGAGCGGCAUGGAAAGGACUCAGGAGAGCUUCGAAGGCUCCUCAACUCACUGGAAUGCAAACAGGAUGAGUACUCCAAGAGCAUGAUUCUGCACAGCAUCACCCGGUGUGUCUACUUGUUGGAAACCGAAGCCUGCACUUGCACCUUUGAGGACAUCUGUUUGGUGGCCUCCCAGCUUGAUGACAAGGACAACAAUGUCAAAAUCCAAGCUCUCAAUGCCCUGAAGGCUUUUUCUGGUAUAAGGAAGUUCAGGCUCAAGAUCCAGCUCCCUGGGCCCUGCAACAUGGGCUUUGAAGCUGGUCAGAGUCUGUCUCCCCUGGCAAUGCUCGGGGACCACGAUGGGCACGGUGACUCUGCUGGCGAAGAUGCUCCAAGCACGGGUACGCUGGCAACAGGAUUGGCGGGGAGGGCUGGGAGCGCUACCAGUUACAUUUAG